Messenger RNA from Prorocentrum cordatum, 423 nucleotides. NCBI's taxonomy places the organism in Eukaryota, Dinophyceae, Prorocentrales, Prorocentraceae. The record is from the annotation of a GenBank genome assembly.
AUGCCAAAGUGGUGGGCACGCGGAGAGCAAAGGCAGGGAUGGGAGGAGGGAGGGGGUGGAGGAGGGGGAGGAGAGGAGAGGAGAGGAGGACGCGGGGCGCCGUCUCUCCAAACCGAGGACCCAGCACCACAGGAUGGCUGGGGAGGGGAAGAGACGAAGAAGAAGCACGCGCGAGGAAGUCUGGGACGAGCUGCCCUCGAGGCGAUCUCGGUGGAGAGAUCGGCGCCCGAGGGGCGCGCGAGCGCGGGCGCGCGGGGCCUUGAGGGGGCCUCCGACGCACUUGCCGCAGUCCACCUGCAGCGGAGAGCGCGGCUGGCCGAGCUCCCGCAGCCCCGCCCCGCCCGUCCUCGGUGCGCUUCAGCGCGGCCGCCUCGUGGGGCAAACACGGCCAGUCGGGAGAGCAGCAGUACACGCCGAGGUUGA